Molecule: messenger RNA, 2201 nt
Organism: Gambusia affinis (western mosquitofish)
Lineage: Eukaryota; Metazoa; Chordata; Actinopteri; Cyprinodontiformes; Poeciliidae
Gene: naf1
Product: nuclear assembly factor 1 homolog (S. cerevisiae)
Exons: 11
Coding region: 588-2024 (478 amino acids)
Biological process (GO): ribosome biogenesis; pseudouridine synthesis; box H/ACA snoRNP assembly
Cellular component (GO): sno(s)RNA-containing ribonucleoprotein complex
Molecular function (GO): RNA binding
Source: RefSeq, a predicted model, not a curated record
UAGUGGUUUUGAAUUGUUUCUUCAACGGUUUUUCUGCGGUAUUUUAUUUUCCCCUUUGCUGUGGCGCACUGCACUGAAUGUAAGGUACAGGUUUCAUUUAGUUAACGAAAUUGUUCUACCGCGGCGACGAGGCUAUAGAUACCAAAGAAUGUUUUUUUUGGCCUUCCAGCAUUGUGCGCAUGGGCGAAGGUUCCGGAUGUACAGUAAAUAAUAACAUGCAAGGAGUCAUAGCGUCUGCUAUAACUUGUGCAGGAGUGGAAUUAAAAGCUAGUUGUCCACUGAAAAAGGAUGAAAUACGAGCCUCACCAUGAGCUGGAGCUGAAGGAAGAAGAACGACGUGAAUCUCCCUGUGAAGACGGUGAACUGAUAGGCGUCUCCACGCUGGAUUCCAUGCUGUUUCAAGUGUUGUGAGGGAGAUUUGUUGCCAUCCAGACUCCCUUGGAUCAGGACACCAGCACAAUUCCAGCAUUCUGGAGAGGGAAUGGCUGCUUUGAAGCGUUGGCGUCACGAUGUGUUUGUUGUAAGCAAAGUUCCUUCAGUGCCUUACUAAAACAGCUAGAUGGUGUAAGCUGAUUAUCUCUACAACAAUGAUGGACAGAAGCUCACCAGAUGAUGAUAAACAGAACCCGCCACCGAUGGAGGAUGCAGAAGAGAUGGAGGUCACCAUGACAACUCAGCUAGAAAAUCUCCUUGUGACCAGAGAGGAUGCCAUACAAACACAGGCAGAGGAAACAGAGGGGCUCCCUUCGGUGUCUCGGUGUGAGAAUGAGGACUCAAACAAGUCUGUCCACACAGACACUUCAACAUCACAUCUACCAGAGAUGAACGACCACAACUUGCCAUCAGAAAACGAGGGGAAGGAGGUGCAGGUCACUAUGGUAACGCACGCACAGCAUGUUUCUGUGACCCGAGACGAUGCCACUCCAGCAAACACACAUACGGAGGCAGGUGAAGCAGGAGCUCUCCAAUCAGCAGUAACGCUCCCUGUGAGCUUUGUACGUGAGGCUGGCUGUGUGGAUGAGGAAUCGGAGGAUUCAGACAGUGACAGUUCUUCAUCUUCUUCCUCAUCCUCCUCUUCUUCGUCAUCCUCCUCUUCCUCCCCUGCCCCUGUGUUUGAGGACGUUGAUGAAGGUUUCAGCCAACCAGCCCCUGUCAAAGCUAGAGAUGAAGUCUUACUUGAGGAGCUUCCAGCUGUGGAGGAAGUCAGUGUGAGUUUACCUGAGGAAGCCGAGCUGCAGCCGGCGGGAACAGUCUCCAGUAUCAUCCAGCAGCUUGUUAUUAUCCAGUCCCUGAAGAACACGCCUGCUCUGAAUGAGGACAGCAUCCUGUUCAGGUCCGACAGGGUGGCUGUGGGAAAGGUGUUUGAGGUGUUCGGCCCUGUGUGCAGUCCUUUGUACGUUCUGCGCUUUAACUCUUCAGAUCAGAUCAGCAGCAAAGGCCUGACUGAGGGAUCGACUGUUUAUUUUGCUCCAGCACUCAAAGAGUACACAGAGUACAUCCUGACACAGCAGCUCAAACUUUAUAAAGGAUCUGAUGCUUCCUGGAAGAAUGACGAUGAACCACCAGAAGAGGCUUUGGAUUAUAGUGAUGAUGAGAAGGAGCAUGAGGCAAAAAGAAAAAUAAGGAACAACAAGAAGAAGGAAAAUGGCUGUGCAGAUAAAUCCAGUCAGCAGCAGAACCCCGACCGGCGGCCUUCCCAGCCCCGACACGCCAGAAACCGAGUCCGACAUCAGCAGCCGAGAAAUGCGCCGCCGCCAUCCGCCCACUCCUACCCUCCACCUGGACACACGGACAUUCCUGCUGCAUACUUUCCUUCCCACUCCCCUUAUUUUCCUCAUCCUCAUCAUCAUCACCCUUUCUCUCCACCCAGCUUCCCCCUCUACCCUCCUCCUCCUCUUCCUCCAGCGUUUUUCAACCCAUCUUUCUCCCCGUCUUUCUGGCAUCCAAACUCCGUCCCCUAUGUUGACUUCCCUCCUCCUCCGCCUCCUCCACCGCCACCUCAUCCCCCCUCACCACCUCACUAACACACACACACAUUCCCUAAGUUGACAGGGUGAUUUUUGUUCAUUAUAAGGAAUAUGUGAUUUACUUUCAGCAGUUUAGUGGCUGGUAGGCUGUAAAUCUUUUGAUGUAUAAAAUAAUCAAAAAACAGUAAAUCACUUGUAAUGGCUAAUAAAGCUGUGAGCAGCUUUUUGUUUUGA